Messenger RNA from Diaporthe citri, 369 nucleotides. RefSeq lists its product as uncharacterized. The record is from RefSeq and is a predicted model, not a curated record. The coding region runs from base 1 to 369 and encodes 122 amino acids. The transcript is spliced from 2 exons. Gene Ontology annotation, molecular function: catalytic activity. Lineage: Eukaryota; Fungi; Ascomycota; Sordariomycetes; Diaporthales; Diaporthaceae.
AUGACCUCCAUCAAAGUUGCCGUUACGCAAGCCGAGCCGGUUUGGCUCGAUCUGGCUGGAUCCGUGAAGAAAGAGAUCGACCUCAUCGCGGAAGCCGCAGGAAAGGGUGCCAGAAUCAUCGCCUUUUCUGAGGUGUGGCUGCCUGGGUACCCUGCCUGGAUAUGGGAUGAUGUCUAUACGCACGAAAUCGCCGUGGUGCUGGGCUUUGCGAAGCGUACGCCCACAAACAGCACGUAUAUUGCCCAGGCCAUCAUCUCGCCGCAGGGCGAGCUUGUCGUGAAGCGGCGCAAGAUCAAGCCGACGUACAUGGAGCGCACGCUCCUUGGCGACGGCUCCGGGGAUGACCUGACGGCUCCGGGGAUGACCUGA